Molecule: messenger RNA, 1437 nt
Organism: Terrapene triunguis (Three-toed box turtle)
Lineage: Eukaryota; Metazoa; Chordata; Testudines; Emydidae
Product: rho GTPase-activating protein 39-like
Exons: 1
Source: RefSeq, a predicted model, not a curated record
AUGGCUUGUGUGUUCUCUGCCUCGCACAGGACGUCCUCCCUGCGAUGGAACACCGGCACCAAGGAGCGCAUGCUGAUCAAGGUGACGGACCGCGAGCCGAGCUUCCUCAUGCACCAGGGCAACGGCUACACCACCGACAACCAGCAGGGGACCCGCUCACGGAGGCCGUCAGGGGGCCAGCAGUCCCCGAACCUGCAGACGUUUGCCCCUGACGCUGACAACUCCGUCUUCUUCCCUGAGAGGAAGCAGUCUCCCUUCUUGAAAAGGGCUGACCACGUGGGCAGCUGCUCCCCGCUGCUCGGUCGGGGGGAUUCAUUCUGCUCCCCGCUCCAGUCCCAGCACCGGAAGCACUCGAGUGAGUCCCAGCCAUCUUCUCCUCGCUACGCCUACGAGCCCCCCUUGUACGAGGAGCCCCCCAUGGAGUACCAGGCCCCCAUCUAUGACGAGCCCCCGGUGGACAUGCAGUAUGAAGCCAGCGGCAACUACAAGGCAGGCUCCCCGCAGAAAUCGCCCGUCCGCAAACCCCACCCGUUCUUGCAGUCGCCCAAGCAAGGCCCCAACUCCCCCUACCAGCAGCUGGUGCUGACCAAACAGAAAUGCCCUGAGCGGUUCAUGAGUCUGGAGUACAGCCCUGCAGGCAAGGAGUAUGUAAGACAGCUGGUUUACGUGGAGCAGUCCGGUUCCAGCCCCAAGCUGAAAACGGGCCUGCGACACAAAUACUCCCCCAACCCCAUAGGUGGCUCGUACUCACUGCAACACAGCCCCUGCCUGGUGAGGGACCAGCGCCUGGAGAUCAAGUCUGGGGACUACAGCAGCAUGGAAGGGGCUGACUUCCGACACAGCCAGCUCGUGAGCCAGGCCUCCCAGGGGGAAGACUCCAUGUCAUGGUCCAGUCAGCAGGACACCAUGUCUUCUACAGGGUACUCACCUAGCACCAGGAAAAGGAAAAGCAGGAAGCCCUCCCUGUCCCACGACCCCAACACCUCCUCGACGGAUGGCUCGGGGGAUCGGGAGGUGCUCAACGAGCAGCUGAUGGCAGAGGAGAGGCCCAUGCCCGGCACUUACAGGCCCCAGAUGAACCGCACAGAGAGCAAAUCCAUUGAGGCUGAGGCAGUGCGGGGCUUCCCGGAGCCCUUCCUGGCCCAGGCCCGGCUGGCAUGGGAGGCGCAGCAGGCUCACUACCACAUGAAGCAGCGGAGCAGCUGGGAUUCCCAGAAGGACGGCUCAGGCUAUGAGAGCGAUGGCGCCUUGCCUUUACCUAUGCCCGGCCCCGUGGUGCGGGCCUUCAGCGAGGAUGAGGCCCUGGCCCAGCAGGAGAGCAAGCACUGGAAGAGGAAUACCUUUGAGAAGUUGGGGUUCCCUCAGAUCCUGCUGGAGAAGAGUGUGUCUGUGCAGACCAACCUGGCUUCUCCAGAGCCCUACCUGCAUCCAUCUCAG